AGACAAAAGAGAGAAGAAAAAACACAAAUUAAUUAGAUUUUCCUUUUGGAUAAGUCCCUUUCAAUAUUAAACACCAACAUAAUUAAUUAAUUACAUUAACAUUAGCAAUAAAUAAUGGCACUAUACUACGUACUAAAAUAUAGCAAUUCUUUUCUUUAUUACAAACAAAUAUAAAAAAUAAAAAAUAAAUCACUUUUUCUUCUCUCUCUUAUAUAUCCUCCACCUCCAUUACACUACUACUUAAACACACAGAGAGAGUGAUAGAGGGAGAAAAAAAUCAGAGAGAGAUUAAAAAAAAAAGUAAAAAUAAAAUCCAAAAGUGGAAAUGAAACCCGAAAACGACGUCGUCGGAUCAACCACCGACAGACCGCGGCAAACCGUCGUGGCAUUAAUCAGUUUCUUCACCGGCGCAUUUUUAAUGUCGGCAUUUUUAACCGUGGGCCACCGUGAUUGGCCAUCGUACCUCCUAUCUCUCCGGCCCAAGCCCACCAUCUCCGGCCCAACUACUCCGAUCCAACUUCAGGCAAUCUUACACUACGCCACGUCAAAGGUGACCCCACAACAAUCUCUCCAAGAAAUCACGAAAUCAUUCAACGUUCUUCGCUCUUGUAAAUCUCCUUGUAAUUUCCUUGUUUUUGGGCUGGGCUACGAUUCCUUAAUGUGGGCCUCGUUUAACCCAAAUGGGCCCACUUUGUUUCUCGAAGAAACUCCUGAGUGGGUCACCACUGUUCUUAAGGACGCGCCGUGGUUAAACGCCAAAACGGUGUCGUAUCGCACGCGCCUUAAGGAGGCUGACCGGUUACUUGCGAGUUACCGGCACGUACCUGAUUGUUUACCUGGGAAGGCUUUCUUAAAGGGUAACCGGGAGUGCCGGUUAGCGUUGGAGAAUUUACCGGAUGAGGUGUAUGAGAGAGAGUGGGAUGUAAUUAUGAUCGACGCGCCUAGAGGGUAUUUUCCUGACGCGCCAGGGAGGAUGGCCGCGAUUUAUUCCGCGGCCAUGAUGGCACGUGCGAGGAAGCGCGUGGGAAAUACGCACGUGUUCUUACAUGAUGUGGAUAGGAAGGUUGAGAGGGAGUUCGCUAAGGAGUUUUUAUGUUUGAAGUUUAAGGUUGGUGGUGUUGGGAGGUUGUGGCAUUUUGAGAUACCUCCUAAUAAUAGUACUAGUAGUACCAAAUUUUGUGAUUAGUAUACUAUGUUAUUUACCAAAUUACCGAUACAUUAUAAAAUUAUAUCUUGGUGUAGUAGGUAUUGUUUUAAAAAUGAUCUUAUGAUUAGUAUAGAGGUAAGGUUGUGUAUAACUGAAUUCUUAAUUCAGAUGUAUUGAGAUGAUAUUGAUACAUGAGAGUAGUUGUGAUAGUCAUACUUGGACGGAUGAGUUUUCUUAGAUUUUUGGUGAUGUCCUGGUUGAUCUAUCCUAGCCUCUUUCUUGAAUAAAGUUUGAAUUUUUACUGUUGUUUAUAGUUUUCAAAUUUUGAAGUGGCAUGCCUAAACAAAAGAAAAGUAGUGUUGGGAAAUAAUUAUUGUACAAUUGGUUUUCUGUUGCAAACAUCUUUGCAAAGGGAUAAGUAGUCAAAGAAUGCAAGUGUUGGAGCGCGUUAGUCACAUUUUAUAGAGUGGAAAAUCUUGUUCUAAAAAUGUAGAGCAUUGUAGCAAAUUACCAAAGAGAUUAGUGUUGUAAAGACAAACUCCAAAUCUAAAA
This is a messenger RNA of Chenopodium quinoa (quinoa), 1699 nucleotides long. RefSeq names its product probable methyltransferase At1g27930. Gene Ontology annotation, biological process: xylan biosynthetic process. The record is from RefSeq and is a predicted model, not a curated record. Bases 326 to 1186 code for a protein of 286 amino acids. The transcript has a single exon. Lineage: Eukaryota; Viridiplantae; Streptophyta; Magnoliopsida; Caryophyllales; Amaranthaceae.